AAAAAAUGGCACAGGGCAACUAUGUCAGCAAGUACUCGGGCGAGUUCUGCAAGCUGGUCGUCGAGGGUGACCUCGCCAAGAUCAAGUCCAAGUUCAAGGACUUUGUGCUGGACUACCAGACGCCGGACGAUCUCAACACCCCGCUCCAUCUGUCCAUCAUUGCCCAGCAGAACCGCAACGAGAUCAUGCAGUUUCUCAUCGAGUCCGGCGCUGACUGUGAUCUGCGCAACUCGAUGAACCUAACGGCGUCCGAGCUGGCCAUUAACCUGAACUUUCUCGACGUGACCAAGUUUAUGCUGGCGAUCGAGUUCCGGAAUCUCUCCGACUAUCGGUGCUUCUACCGGUUGAUUCGCCGAGGUUCGGUACCACUGCUGCAGCUGUUCCUCGAGCUGAAGAGCUUCGACGUCCACCAGCAGAUCCACUUUGUGUCCAGCGUGUGGCACGAGCUGUACGUCAAGAACGUGCAGAUCUCCAAAAACAUGGAAAACUUUCUCGAAUACCAACUGCUCAACUACAGCUACGCAUAUCAUCACCCUCCGAGCCAAAAGCCCGAUCGGCUCAAGUUCGACAAAGAGCACGAGAACCGCAUCGAUCUGAUCGUCGAAUACACCCGGUACCUCACCACCAACUACGCCACCGACAAUCUCAACGACUUUGACGACAAGUUCCUCCUGGCAAUCAAAAUCAUCUACGACAACCUGUUCUUCAUCAAAGACAAGCACGAGUUCGCCCACCUCCCCAUGCUGGAGCUGGAACGCUGCCUGGCGAUCUUCCUCGCCAUCUUCAAGAAAAGCCCAGAGUACGAAAUCUACAAACUGAUCAUCAACAAAAAGCAGCUGCUCCAAUUCCUGACCGCAUUCUGUGACGAACUGGACAAGAUCAAGAACGAACUCCUAGACAAGGAAAACCGCACCGCGCACAAAUGGACCAACGAUCUCCUGCUACACCUGAUCAACUGCAUCCGUGACGCUGCACCCGCCAAGUCCACCAAAGCGAUCAACGCGCUGUGGACGAAAAAAUGUCCCCUCAAAAAGAAACUCAUCUACUACAUCAAAGCCCGCCUAAAAGCCAACCCAGAGCUCAACUCGAUCCAGUCCCGACUAAUCAACAACCUGUCCAAAGCGGAACUAGAAAUCAUCCGAGCCGAAAUGAAAACUCCGCAGUUCCUCAACCUGACGCGAACAAUUUCCCGCAAAAACUACGUCGUGUUCAAAAGGCUCCGUAAUAUCUCGGACCACCUGUCCCAACUGUACGCGAUCAAGAAGAUCCUCCGCUACCUGGACGGAAUCGCCCGCGUCCAGCUGCCCCAGUACCAGGUUUCGGGGACGCUCGCCCUCAAACGCACCCUCCAAGUUCUGGCGGACACCACCAGCAGUACAAAAUAUGGCCCGCGGAUUCAGCGCAAGCUCGAGUACGUGGUGCACAAGAUCCUGCCGCUCAACCUGGACAUCGAGCUGCGGGACUACUACACGCCAAACGUCACCCUGUACAAACUAUGCUCGGACAAGCUGGAGAACCGCCUGAUGCCGUUCGCCGAAGUGCAAUGCAGUCUCAAGUCGGUGCGGCGAUACUUUUCGUACAUCUUCGACCUGAAGAUCCUGGAAGCGUACAAGUGCUAUCUGGGGAACGUGUAUCAGCUGAAAGAUCGCGCCCAGGUGAAGAGCUACAACCAGUACGUCGGGGAGGCAAAUCGGCUGUACUUUGAGAAUCACACCCUGGAUGAUCUGUACUUCGAGCUAGAAGACUGUAUACGAGUGGUGGAGGAACUGCAAGACACGUUCAACCAGCAACACGACGACAAAAUCAGCGACCUCCUUAGGUGCAUCCACAAACCGCUGAACCAACGGUACGAGCAACUCCUGCGCGAAGGCAAGACACUUCUCAACACAAUCAGUACAAACUUCAACACGUGCAUGCUGCUCGGAUCUGCCAACCAGGACAUGUCCAGGGUGAAACGAAUCGUGCACUCGUUCCUCGCCGAGCAGUACCCCAAGUACGACAUCAGCACCGACAGCCAGCUGGUGACGGUCAACUUUGUCCUGCAGGAAAUGCUGCAUCUCUUCACCAACUAUCUGUACCAGUACCAGAUGGACGAUCGCGUCUCGAAGAACUUCAUCACCAUGAUCAACGUGCUGAACGUCGAGCGUUACUUCGCGAUCGACCACUUUAUGCCCCAGCGGGGCAAGGAGUACGAAAGUCUGAUCCACCAGAACUACACCAACGAAAUCCUGAAAAAGUUCAACCUGCAGAAUCUCAGCUCGAUCGAGUUUGCCGUACUGCACGAGCAGCUCGCCGUCAACUACUACGACAACUGCUUCAACCUGGACAAAAAGUACGCCGUGCUGACGAUGUUCCUGAAGACGACCAACCGACAGAUCAACGACGCCAUCAUGAAGCGCAACAAGCGCAUGGAUCGCGAAGAGUUCCAGUCGUACGCGGAGAGCAAACUGAAGCUGAUCGGGCAGUUCCUCCCCUGCAGCGACUUCAACGAAGUGACGCAGUUCAUCAACGAAGCCGCUCCACACGUCGAGUUUGCGCUGGAGUUUUGCCUGCUGGAGAUCUGCGAAAUCCUCACCGAUCUGAACGUGUUCCAGGACAAUGCGUACGUGCUGAAACUUCAGUCGUCCAUCAUCAGCGGAAAGAACCUUCGGGAAUACCUGCUGCACGACCCGCUGGCGUACGACAUGCUCACGCUAACGCACAGCACCAAGGUGAAGGUAUUUCUGAACGGGUUGAUAUUCAAGAGCAACGACUUCAAACUCUACCAACCGCCGAACAACCUGAAGGUAAACGUGAGUGAUCUGGCCACGAUCAACGAGAAUCUCAUCAACAGUUACAAAACAAAGUGGAGCUGGGUCGAGCAGCAGGAGCGACUGUUCAAGUCGGUGGAGAACAUCGACCUGAAGCUGUUGCAAGCGCUGACGCCGGACUACGCCGAUGUUCGUGGGAUGAGGUUGGGAGCGCUGCAGGACGAGGCACCGAUCGCGGAGUACGAGAUUAUCGACUACACGAUCAAGAACAACCUGAAGGCGAUGAUCGACUUUUUGGCGGAGGACGUGCAGGCGAUUUCGUUCGAGAAGCAGCAGUUCUUCCAGUACUUGCUGGUGCGAAGUUUCGGCUCGUUGUUCGUGGAUGCGCACAUCAACCUGACCGGUCAGUACGAGCGACAGGCGACGAUCCUGUACAUGGCGCUGUACUUCCGCGCGUACGAAGUGUUUCUGGAGAACGUGAAAAAGUUCGAGCUGAGCAUAAAUUUGUCCAAGAUCGCCCGGUACAUCAACGCCGAGUUUAUCGACAAGAUCGCCAAGCAGAUGAAGGACAUCAGCUGGAACUGCCAGGACGAGAACGGGAUGACCGUGCUGGAUCAGUGCAUCCAGAAGGGGGACGUGCAAGCGGUGAAGAAGCUGAUCAAGCUGAACGUGGACGUGAACCUGGGCAAUGCGGACAGCACGACGGCGCUGCAUCGGGCUUGCAGUUUGGGGUUGAACGAUAUUGCGCGGUUUUUGGUUAAACAAAGCGGACAGCUGAACGCUUGCAACGAGCUGGACUACCUGCCGGUGACGUACGCGAUUCAGUACCACGAAAACGAGCUUAUUCCGAUGCUGAUCAACGAUCAGGUGGACGUGAACGAGGAGCGGUACGCGUUGGUGAGCAGAUCGAUCCGGUAUGGGAACUUGGACGCGUUGAAGUAUCUGCUAGAGACGCGACAAGUGUGUUUGACGACGAUCGCGAACCAAGAACACAAUACGCUACUUCACCUGUGUGCGAUACACGAUCAGGGUGAGAUUUUGAAGUACUUGAUCAGCAGCCACUCGCGGUACGUGCAGGACAAUCUGAACAAGCAGAACUACUACUCGAAGACGGCACUGCACAUUGCGGUCAGCGCCGAUCGGUACCGGAUCGUGGAGUUGUUGCUCCAGCUGAAGGCUUCCAUUGCGGUGGUGGAUCAAUGCGGACUGAACGCCGUCGAGUGGGCGAUUGAGCGAAGCAGCGUGAAGAUGCUGAAGCUGCUGGCAAAGUACGGCUUCGCGCAGCAGAAGCUGUCGAUCCCGUUGACGAUCGCCGUGGAGAAGAAAAACGUUCGACUGCUGAAGCUGCUGAAACGGAUGGGCUGUGGGGUUGGUUUGGAGCCGCUGUGUCUGAUCAAGGCCGUGUACGCGCAAUCGGUGGAGCUGGUCAAGUUUUUGGUGGAGAGUAACAAGCAGUGUUUGAACUACAAAGAUCCUUAUGAUAGCUCGGCGCUGCACGUGGCGAUCGCAAUCGGUUGUAACGAGAUCGCGGCAUUUUUGAUCGAGAGUGGUUCGGAGAUCAACGCGGUGACGAGGUUUGGCGAUACGCCGCUGCACGUGGCGGCGAAGCACUGUAACAUCAUAGCUGCACGGAUGCUGAUCCUGAAGUAUGCGGCGAUCGACGAACGGAACUCGUCCGGGUUGACGCCGCUCAUGCAGGCGAUGUACUCGAAGAAUUUGGACAUUAUGAAGCUGCUGAUCGGGGCUGGUGCGAACAUCGACCUGCUCAAGAUCCACCUGGCGGAAAUCGAGCAGAUGUCCAAGAUCCCGACGAUCCACAUGUUCGCCGACAACUACGGCCUGCUGGAGUUUAUGAUCCUGCAGCUGCAGUACGAUCCGAACGUGCGCGACGGCCGCAACCAGCAGAACCUGCUGCACAAGGCGUGCUACGGUAACAACCUGCAGAUCGUGCAGUUCCUGGUCGACUGGUGCCGCGUGCAGACGGAACAGCAGGACACCAACGGGCGGACGCCGCUGGCGAUCGCCAACGAGUGCAAAAACUUUGACGUGGCCGAGUUUCUGCGCGGCAAGAAGAGGAAAAAGUCCCAGAUAACUCCCCAGCGGUACUUUGACCCGACGGGGAUGAUGUGAGGAACGUUUCCGUUUCUUUAAGAAGCCCGUUGAUUUAGAAUUUCAGGUUGACGUCCUCCGUACCCAGCUGAACGAUCGCUGGGCGAGCUAGCUGCCAAACAACUCUCUACUGCAAUGGAUAGUGUGUGAUUCUGUCACAGCGCGCCGAACUCCCGUCCAAGCCUGUUCAGCACCGUGUGCUGCUGCUGUCUCGGGAUGUCCGGUUCCAGCGAUCUCGUCCCAGCGUCGAUCGCCAAAGCCGGUACGGAAGACUUCAACUCCAGCUGAAUCGACGCCACGUGCGGUCGGUGUCCACUUGGAGUGCGAUUCAGCCGAUUUUGACCGAAAGUUCCUCUUUUUUAACGCGUGAGACUAGCACGAGAUCGUCACAACGGGACUCGCAACAUCUCAGCGGAGAUGAUCGCGACUUUUUUUAAAUACAAACUUUUACGCGCGUGAGUCCCACAAUCGUCACGACUCGUGGUGGCCUCCCUCCACUUAGCAUUACAAAAAUUCGAGCUGAAUCCGCUUCAGGGACGCGACACUGCUCGCACAGAAUCCCCGUUUCGAGGUUAAUCUCCGUUCUAGUCAGUGCGUGGGAGAUGUGUUUGAGUGCCAUCUUUCCCAUCCAUGAUCCCGGCGAAUCAAAACGAACCGCUCCAGAAGCCUUAAGGAGGUGUUAGACUACGACAAACAAACACGCAACUUUUUCGGGUUUCGCAGUAACAUAACAAAACUUUUCCCGGAUCGCUUCCGGAAAAGAUUCGGAAGCAAUUUUGUAUGGUUUGACGUUUGCGAGGAAAGUCGAAAAAAUGUAAACAAAUCACUUCGUGCAUCAGCCAAGGCUAAAGUUUCUGCAAAUAAAUGCAGGCAAACUUUUUGUUUGUCAUAGUCUAAUACCUCCUUUAUCGACAUUCUGAAACAAUUAAACUCUCUUGCAGCAAGUUGCAACUCACUAAAAUCUCAGAGAUAUUCUUUAAAAAAACACUCUUUUCGUUUUAUCUGUUUUAUCUAUUGAACGUUUGUUUUCUUCGUCUACUAAAUCCUAUCGAGCGCUGGUAAAGUCCGCACAGAUGGCAACCACGUCAGAGAAGGGGGCAGUGUUGCCAAAAAACUAUUCCUACUACACCUAACGACUAAAACACUAUACUAUUACUACUAUUACUAGUGCGAUACACUAUUAAAUCGCGCGAUCAGAAGAGUUUAUAUAUCAGUGUAAUAAGAAUAUAUCUCCCAGAAGUCUAGUUUUUUCCCGGAAAUUAGAAACUACAAACAAUCUAGAUUUUAAUCGUGAUUUACUGUGUAAAAAUGUGUGAUUUUGCGCAUAAACAAUUGAUCGUGAGUAGAUCAGUUUUAAGAGAAACAUCAGCAAACAAGAUAUGAAAACUUAGAACAACACAACUUUCCUUUUAACAAAAAAAAACUCGCAGAAGUAUAGCUCUAAGAACAUUAUUUUUUGUUUAGCAUGUAGGCGUAAACAACAAACAAGAUAGACAACUACACUUAAGAUAAGGUAAACAAAACAGAACACUAACACAUUUUAUCGUACCUUUAAGUAACGAAACCUCGCAUAUUCUUUCGCCAUGGCAAAUCACAGACGAUUUCGGAAAGUUCCCCUACGCAAUCUCCCGAACCAUUAGAGAGUGAAACAACUUCCAAAUAAGAACAAAAACCUCGCAUAAAUAGAAUAACAAAAACAAAAGCACCACCAGCACCAACUGGGUGGUGACAGCUCGAAGCUUCGGGAGCAACGUUGGGAACGCCGAAACGUCGUCGGUGAUGGCUGCCGCGGCAAGGAAAAACUAUAAAAUAUAAAUUAUUUAUUAGGUAGACACUUGUUAUGCAUGCACCAAAUUUAAUAUAAUAUAUUAAAUUUCAAUGCAUCAUAGUGACAAACACAAACAAACAAAAAAGAAUACUAAAAACUCGCAAUCAGACUCGCAUCAAAAAGGAAGAAGAAGUAAAAUAGUCUAAAAUCAAAAUCCAAGGACAAACAGAGCAAACAGAAUCACUAAAAACCCUUAAAAAAAGGGUCCGCAACAAUCACUCAAGAAGCAAAUACUUUGAAGGAAGGAAAAUAGACUGAAAUCACAAAAAAAAAUCGCAAGAACAUGCCAAGCGAAACAAGAAGAGAAAUGGAAAUCAUAAAUGAAACGUAAAGUAAAUCAACUUUAUAAAGCAAAAAAAAGUCAUGCAGGUGUCUCUGUUUAAUGUCUAACGUUUAAAACAGAAAUAUAUGAAAAAAGGCAAACUAUAAAAAAAGAAAA
This is a messenger RNA of Culex pipiens pallens (northern house mosquito), 7126 nucleotides long. RefSeq lists its product as uncharacterized. Gene Ontology annotation, molecular function: protein binding. The coding region runs from base 6 to 4880 and encodes 1624 amino acids. The transcript has a single exon. The record is from RefSeq and is a predicted model, not a curated record. NCBI's taxonomy places the organism in Eukaryota, Metazoa, Arthropoda, Insecta, Diptera, Culicidae.